CUCUAAAAAAAAAAAAUACAUGCAACAUUGCACAAAAAAAAACAGCGAAACAGCAAGACCACGAAAGGUGAACGUGUUAUAGCGAGGGACCACUGUAUUACAUUUUAUUCACUGCUGAAGAACUUUGAGCUGCACUGGUAAAAGUUUUUAUGUGAAAUAUUUUGGCCUUUGACAUCAUGUGCUCCACGGCGUCCAUCCUCAACCUGUGCAUCAUCAGCGUGGACCGCUACUGGGCCAUCUCCAGCCCCAUCAGGUACGAGCGGAAAAUGAUUCACCACGUGGCGUUUGUCAUGAUCGGGGUGGCGUGGACGCUCUCCAUUCUGUUCUCCUUGAUUCCCGUGCAGCUCAACUGGCACCGGGCCGGGGAGGAGGAGCAGGAGGUGGCGAUGGAGGAGGUGGCGAUGGAGGAGAUGGCGGUGAUAAUGGCUGCCAGCGGAAAGAACUUCACAAACACAAGCAGCUUCAACUCAAAUGACGUCGCCGCCCAGAGCUGUGUGGCCAACCUGAAUAAGACCUACGCCAUCUCCUCCUCCUUUAUCAGCUUUUACAUCCCAGUGGUGAUCAUGAUCGCCACCUACACCCACAUCUACCUGAUCGCUCAGACCCAGAUCCGUCGGAUCAUGUCUUUGGAGCGCUGAUCAAAUAUGGCAGCUUUGUGUUGUGCUGCAAGUUAAAACCAAUUGUCCCCAUGAGCACAGCAUCUAACAACUCUCCUUCAAAAUAGCGCUAGAAUUUAACUGGACACCGUGGUUUUCAGUGGGAGAUACAUUCAUCACUCAGCCGUGACAAAACAGUUUUCCAUGGAAACAUCCAGAGGAACUAAUCUUUGUUGUUGUUUCUCUGGGCUCAAUUUCAGCCUCAGCAGCAUCUCACAGAAGAAAACCACCGUAAAAUGUUUGCCAAUAAUCAGACAAAAACAUUAAGACAGGUGGUAUUCUCUGGAGUGUAAGACCAAAACUGAACUCAAACAGUGAAUUUACAUUAGACUGGAAUUCAUAAGAUAAAUAGAAAUACUGCUGAAGCUGAAUGAUAAGUUUUCCGCGCAAUUUAGUAAAAGUACAAAUGUGUACAAGUUACAGACUUCCUCAGUAAGUUUACACUCUUUUGGAGUGAUUUGAAUUGUGUGUUAAAGGAGAAAGAGAUUAGGAGGUAAAGUAGAGGAUGCAGAGUCCAUCAUCACUGAGGCCGUCUCUCCUGCAUGAAGUCCAGGUGCUGAUUUUCCCAUGUGUGCGUCUGAUGUCCCAUAGCUGACUCAGAGCCGUAACACCAUCAAUGACUGCGGUAUGGAACAGAUGUGGGUGUGUAUGGAAGCCCGUU
Messenger RNA from Oreochromis niloticus (Nile tilapia), 1317 nucleotides. RefSeq names its product D(1C) dopamine receptor-like. NCBI's taxonomy places the organism in Eukaryota, Metazoa, Chordata, Actinopteri, Cichliformes, Cichlidae. The record is from RefSeq and is a predicted model, not a curated record. Gene Ontology annotation, biological process: adenylate cyclase-activating adrenergic receptor signaling pathway; positive regulation of MAPK cascade. Bases 177 to 638 code for a protein of 153 amino acids. Gene Ontology annotation, molecular function: G protein-coupled receptor activity. The transcript has a single exon. Gene Ontology annotation, cellular component: plasma membrane.